CAGCUCUGAAGCCAUCAACUUGCCGGCUUUGGCUGGGAAGGAGCUCGCAGUGUCCAUCUGCAACAAUCAAUUGAGCGGGACACAGCGCCUCUUGCGACCCACGACGUGCAAGAAUGGCUUCCCUGCCGACCGCAGCGCGGUUGACACCGAAAAUCGCGAGGGGCGCUCUUCAGCGCCGAGGCGUCUCGGAUAUCACCAUUACGCGCACUGGCAAGCCCAUUAUCCGCACAACUGGUGGCCGUUCCUCCCUCGGCGGACACACUGCCACCGUCUUCGGCGCAACCGGUGCGCUCGGCCGUUACAUCGUCAACCGACUAGCGAGGCAAGGAUGUACCGUAAUUGUCCCCUUCCGGGAGGAGAUGGCCAAGCGCCAUCUGAAGGUUACUGGUGAUUUGGGCCGCGUCGUGUUCAUAGAAUACGACCUACACAACACCCAGUCGAUCGAGGAAAGUGUCAGACACUCGGACGUUGUGUACAACCUGGUUGGCCGAAACUACCCUACAAAGAAUUUCUCCCUCGAGGACGUUCACGUUGAGGGCUCCGAGCGCAUCGCCGAAGCUGUGGCUAAAUAUGACGUGGAUCGGUUCAUUCACGUCUCAUCCUACAAUGCGGAUCCGUUGUCGCCUUCCGAGUUUUACGCCACCAAGGGUCGGGGAGAGCAAGUAGUCCGGAGCAUCUUUCCUGAAACUACUAUCGUCAGGCCCGCCCCAAUGUUCGGCUUUGAAGACAACCUUCUGCUGAAACUUGCGGGAGUGACCAACCUGUUCACGUCCAAUAACAUGGAGGAAAGAUAUUGGCCAGUCCACGUCAUUGAUGUUGGUGAGGCGCUAGAGGUCAUGCUCUACAACGAUAACACCGCAGCUCAAACAUAUGAGCUUUAUGGACCCAAGAAUUACUCAACGGCCGAGAUCGCCGAAAUGGUAGACAAGGAGAUUUAUAAGAAGCGGAGACACAUCAAUGUCCCCAAGGCGGUUUUGAAGCCCGUUGCCGGCGUAUUAAACCGUCUUCUCUGGUGGCCCGUCAUGUCCACCGACGAGGUGGAGCGAGAGUUCCACGAUCAGGUCAUUGAUGAGUCGGCCAAGACGUUCAAGGACCUCGGACUCGAGCCGGGUGACAUUACCAAGUUCCUCUACCACUAUCUGCAAGGUUUCCGGAGCUCUCAAUACUACGACCUGCCGCCAUCGACAGAGAAGGAGAAGAGAGAAGAAAAGCAAUACAUUCAUGUGUUGGACGAUCAGUAAAUGGGGAAAUAGCUGGCUGCCUUUGGGGGGGCUAAGACGCCCUGUAGAGUGUACAUACGUAGUAUUAAAAACGCCUUUUUAUUUCAAUGUGAGGGUGUCCUAGAAAUAAUUAGAUACAAAAAAGAGUAGGAAUAGCUCAACUUGCUUUGCUACCUUG
This is a messenger RNA of Lasiosphaeria miniovina, 1398 nucleotides long. RefSeq lists its product as uncharacterized. NCBI's taxonomy places the organism in Eukaryota, Fungi, Ascomycota, Sordariomycetes, Sordariales, Lasiosphaeriaceae. The record is from RefSeq and is a predicted model, not a curated record. The coding region runs from base 114 to 1241 and encodes 375 amino acids. The transcript has 8 exons. Gene Ontology annotation, cellular component: mitochondrion. Gene Ontology annotation, molecular function: protein-containing complex binding.